Trichophyton benhamiae CBS 112371 is the source of this 360-nucleotide messenger RNA. RefSeq lists its product as uncharacterized. The transcript is spliced from 2 exons. Lineage: Eukaryota; Fungi; Ascomycota; Eurotiomycetes; Onygenales; Arthrodermataceae. Bases 1 to 360 code for a protein of 119 amino acids. The record is from RefSeq and is a predicted model, not a curated record.
AUGCAUGUGUCAGGGAGUGGCGUGGCUGGCUGGCUGGCUGGGGAAGCAAAGCGACUUUUCUUCUUCUUCCCCGGAUCAUCUAGGAGAAUCAUGAGUAAAAUGGGCGAAGAGCAAAAGGGAGAUCCAGAAAAGGGGUCGAGGAAGGCAAAAGAACAGCCAAAGGCAAAAGCAAAAGCAAAAAAAGGCAGAAAACCCAAGAAGGAGACAAGGGGAAAGAUGGAGCUGGAGCUGGAGCUGGAGCUGGAGCUGGAGAUGGAGAAGACCAGGAGACGACAAGGAGACUCCGCGUGGCCUGAGGGUGGCGAGAGGAAGAGGAAGACUCAAGAGGAAGACGGCAGUAAGAGAAGAAGACUCAAGUAA